AUGGAGGUUUUCUCUUUCGCGCAGUUGUUCUACUUCUCAUUAACACAUUUGGCUGUUUGGGAGGAAAUAAAUACAGGGUUUGUGCUAUACAAUGGCGGUCUGAACACUUUAUCUGCAUCGUUAGCAGAGAUGGCCAGUAUACAGCCUGUUGCCGGGGCUCAGUACCAUUGGACAUACCACCUUACUCCCAGCAUCAGGCGCUCUGUAACGUGGAUCCAAGGAUGGUCAACAUGGUUUGGCCAUGCAACCAUCAAUGUGUCCCUUCUUGCCGGAAUCGCAAACGUCACAAUUCUGCUGCUUGAAGCUAUGAUCCAACUUAACUUUGAGAAUUAUCUUUUAAUGGGAGUUAUCAACAUGUGUGCCUUUUGGAUUAUCCCUUGGGUUGAGUUGAUCACGGGCGUGCUGCAUGUUUGCACAGCAGAGUUCGUGUUCCUUACUAAUGUCACCUCUUCAGGUUGGGAUACCGUUUUUGUUACCUGGAACCCAGGCAUGUUGACAUGCGUUGGGAGCUUCACGAGCUUUGACAGUGCUAUUCACAUGGCUGAGGAGGCGCGCUCUGCCAAAUCUGCCGUGCCUAAAGCCAUGUUCUUGUCUAUCGUCGUGAAUGAUUCGCUGGCCUCGUCGACCCCUAUUGUCACUAUCCUGUUGGGCAUGACCGGUUCUACGGCCGCCACUACAUCGAUGGCCACUGUUUUGUUCAUUACUUGGCUCAACUGUGACCUGGCCUCAAUCGCUUCGCUCUCGCGUCUGACAUGGGCUUGGGCACGAGAUGCUAUUACAGCUCUAGGUUCCAUGGCACUAUCCAUCAGUUACGCCAUUGCCGUAUCAAGCGUGCUAUAUGCGCGGUGGUCAUCGGCAGGCCUGCAACUCGGGGAAUGGAACUUGGGUCGCUGGGGAGCUUGUAUCCAUUCUUUGGCCUUGAUUUACACGCUUCAUGUUAUUGUUUUCCUCCCGUUCCCAUCAACCCUUCCUUUUAUCGCUGCAAACACGAAUCAUUCUGGACCCAUCAGGGUGUUCGUAUUCACCGUCGCUGUCGGGCUGUGGUUUGUCAGAGCAAAAGAGCACUGGGAAGGACCUAAUCUUACAAUUCUGGACUUUGUCAUCGCCAAGUCUUGAGGAAUUUUCGCGGCUACCACGACUCCAAUGCAGUUACGGAUUAUUCGCGUCCAGUAGGCUUCACCCCCCUCAGAGAGACGAUUGCGACGUGGGGGCGGCGGCUGCUCACCCGCCAACAGCAAGAGAGCGUUAUAGCGGACGCAGGUGCUAUAAGUGCGCGCUAAACAGACUAGUUACGGAACAAACUGCAUAACAACAGCGCUC
Truncatella angustata is the source of this 1320-nucleotide messenger RNA. RefSeq lists its product as uncharacterized. The transcript is spliced from 8 exons. Gene Ontology annotation, molecular function: transmembrane transporter activity. Gene Ontology annotation, cellular component: membrane. The coding region runs from base 1 to 1116 and encodes 371 amino acids. The record is from RefSeq and is a predicted model, not a curated record. NCBI's taxonomy places the organism in Eukaryota, Fungi, Ascomycota, Sordariomycetes, Amphisphaeriales, Sporocadaceae. Gene Ontology annotation, biological process: transmembrane transport.